This is a messenger RNA of Nicotiana attenuata, 974 nucleotides long. RefSeq names its product probable glutathione S-transferase. NCBI's taxonomy places the organism in Eukaryota, Viridiplantae, Streptophyta, Magnoliopsida, Solanales, Solanaceae. Gene Ontology annotation, biological process: glutathione metabolic process. The record is from RefSeq and is a predicted model, not a curated record. The transcript has 2 exons. Gene Ontology annotation, cellular component: cytoplasm. Gene Ontology annotation, molecular function: glutathione transferase activity. The coding region runs from base 81 to 728 and encodes 215 amino acids.
CAAUAUAUAUUCAGUAGCAAAUAAGAAGAGAUAAUUUUUGUUGAUUAUUUGUUCUUGAGCUUCAUAUUUUUGGUGAGAAAAUGGCAGAAGAAGUGAUUCUGUUGGAUUGUUGGUGCAGUAUGUAUGGGAUGAGGGCAAGAAUUGCACUUGCAGAAAAAGGUGUGAAGUAUGAGUACAAAGAAGAGGAUUUGAACAAUAAAAGCCCACUGCUUUUGGAAAUGAACCCUAUUCACAAGAAAGUCCCAGUCUUAAUUCACAAUGGGAAAUCAAUUUGUGAGUCACUUGUUAUAGUCCAAUAUAUUGAUGAAGUUUGGAAAGGAAAUGGUCCAUUGAUUCCUUCUGAUCCUUAUGAGAAAGCUCAAGCUUGGUUCUGGUCUGACUAUAUGGCCAAUACCGUACAUGAAUAUGCAGUGAAAAUAUGGUCAACAAAAGGAGAAGAGCAAGAACAAGCAGUUAAGGACUAUUUAGGUGGACUUAAGUUGAUAGAGGGAGUACUUGGUGACAAGCCUCAUUUUGGAGGAGAAAACUUUGGAUUUUUGGAUAUUUCUUUAAUUGGUUUCUACAGUUGGUUUCUUGCGUAUGAAACUUUUGGCAAGUUUAGUGUAGAGAAAGAAUGUCCCAAACUUAUUUUAUGGGUUAAAAGGUGUUUGGAAAGGGACAGUGUCUCUAAAACUCUUCCUGAUUCUGAGAAAGUUUGCGAGUUUGCCUAUGAGUUUGGAGUGGAAUGAAGAGAGAUACAGAACGGAAGUUAAUGAAUUCAAAAUGUUGGUGAUAAAUGUUUUUCCUCUGAAAAAUGUCUCUUUGUUGGCUUGGGUUUAAGCCUGGCUUUUCACCUAUGUAAUAAAUGUUCUUCCUUUAUGAUGGGAAUGGAUGGAUCUUCUAGUAUUUCUGUCAACAAGUAAAAACAGUGUAAACCUAUUCUCUAAACCUAUUCUCUCGCAUGUUCAACAAUGUCAAGAUCUUGCAUUUUUUUA